AUGCUGAAGAUGAUGAUGCGGAAUAUAGCUGCUUCUUCUUCUUCUUAUUGCACCAGCAGGAGAUGGAGAGGUAUGCCUUGUCUUCACUCGAACUCCACUGUUGUUGUUUUGGCCAACGAUUACUGUGCUUUCCUUCACUCUCAACCUUCUAAACCAAUCAAAUCUAUAAGAACCCAACUAGAGCAGCCAGUGAGAAACUCACCCAAAAUAACAACUGUAGAGGAUGCUUUCAAUGUGUUUGAUAGAAUGCUUCAAAUGCGUCCUCCGCCUUCAGUUGUUCGUUUCAAUCAAAUAUUGGGUCAAGUUGCGAAAUUGAAACAUUAUUCGGCCGUCAUCUCAUUGUAUAACCAAAUGGAUGUGUCGGGAAUUGGACCUGAUGUUUAUACUCUAAACAUUCUCAUAAAUUGUUAUUGUCAUCUAAACCAAAUCGGGUUUAGUUUAUCUGUAUUGGGAAAAUUCUUCAAACUUGGUCUUGAACCAGAUGUCUUUACCUUCACCACUCUAAUCAACGGCUUUCUUCUUGAGAAUAGAGUGGCGGAGGCGGCAACCCUUCUCCACAAGAUGAUGAGGGGAGGUAAUUGUCAGCCUAAUGUGGUUACUUAUGGCACGCUAGUAAAGGGCUUUUGCAUGAAAUGUAACAAUAGUGCUGCUAUUCAGUUGCUUAGGAAGAUGGAGGAAGGAGCUUGCCAGCCUAGCCUAAUUGUCUAUAACACAAUCAUCGACAGUCUUUGUAAGGAUACACUAGUGGAUGAUGCAUUUAACCUCUUCUCAGAAAUGAUGAGCAAGGGCGAGUGGAAAGAAGCUACAAGGUUGUUGAAUGAAAUGGUGAGUAAAAAUAUCUUUCCAAAUGUGUUCACAUUCAGCAUCUUGGUAGACACAAUUUGCAAGGAGGGGAUGGUCGUGGAAGCAGAAGGUGUGGUUGAAAUGAUGAUUCAAAGAGGUAUUGAACCAAAUACAGUUACGUACAGUUCACUCAUGGAUGGUUACUGUUUGCGAGGAAGAAUGGACGAAGCGAAAAAGGUUUUUGAACUAAUGCUUAGCAAGGGCUCCAUGGUUGAUGUUGUUAGUUACAGCACAUUGAUAAAUGGAUAUUGUAAGCAUAAAAAGAUUGAUGAGGCCAUGAUGCUUUUUCUGGAUAUGUCUCAUAAGGGACUAGUUGCAGAUACCGUUACCUUUAACACUCUUCUGGAUGGUUUUGGCAAAGCAGGUAGAAUACAGGAUGCACAAAAGUUGUUCUCCGAGAUGCAAGCUUGUGGCCAGCUUCCAGAUGUUCAGACUUAUUCUAUUUUACUGGAUGGCCUGUGUAAAAACCAACAACUUUCUAGGGCAAUGCAAUUGUUUGGAGAGAUGGAAGCGAAGAAGUUGGAUAUUAAUAUUGUGAUUUACAGUAUUCUUGUUGAAGGUUUGUGCAUAGCUGGAAAAAUUGAAUCUGCAAGGGAUCUCUUUUGUGGCUUAUCAUCAAAAGGACUUGAACCUAAUGUGAGGACAUACACUAUAAUGAUUAAUGGACUCUGUAUCGUGGGCCUAACAAGUGAAGCAGAAAAUUUGCUUAUCCAAAUGGAAGAGAAAGGCUGUUCUCCAAAUGCUUACACCCAUAACACAAUUAUCCAAGGUUUUAUCAAUAAUAAUGAGACAUCAAGGGCCAUGGUACUUAUUCAACAAAUGGUGGAUAAGGGUUUCUCUGCAGAUGCAUCAACAACGGAGUUGAUAGUUCAUUUACUGUCGAAAGAUGAAGUGGAUCCUGCGUUGUUGCCGUUAAUAAAGUAA
Prunus armeniaca (apricot) is the source of this 1767-nucleotide messenger RNA. The record is from the annotation of a GenBank genome assembly. Lineage: Eukaryota; Viridiplantae; Streptophyta; Magnoliopsida; Rosales; Rosaceae.